Molecule: messenger RNA, 3247 nt
Organism: Sesamum indicum (sesame)
Lineage: Eukaryota; Viridiplantae; Streptophyta; Magnoliopsida; Lamiales; Pedaliaceae
Biological process (GO): protein phosphorylation
Molecular function (GO): protein kinase activity; protein binding; ATP binding
Source: RefSeq, a predicted model, not a curated record
AUGCUUACAAUCUCCAGUUGCAUGGACUGUAUAAAUUCAGACAAGGCACAAAACUCAAGUAGAUCUAAAAGAUAUCAGUGGAGAAGAUUAUGGCAAGUCCCAUAUUCACAAUUCUUUCCCUCUUCAUCUUCUCUUGUUUUGUGUUAUCAACUCCAGCAACAUGUUCGAGCAACGAAACUGAUCUGGUUUCGUUGCUAUCAUUCAAGAAUACUGUGAAUGAUCCUCAGGGAGCUCUAUAUUCGUGGAACGAAACCACACACUUUUGCAGUUGGAACGGCAUCCAAUGUGGUCGGAGGCACCCGAAUAGAGUUGUCGCAAUAAAUUUGAGAUCCCAAGACUUGAUGGGGACCCUUACGCCUCAUAUAGGUAACUUAUCCUUUCUUAGAAGUAUAAAUCUCCAAAACAAUAGCUUCCGUGGUGAAAUUCCCAAUGAAAUUGGUCGGUUAAGGCGACUGGAGAGUGUAGACUUUAGUAAUAAUUCGUUUAUCGGUGCAAUACCAAGAAACAUCUCCCAGUGUCCAAAUCUUUUUUAUCUUAAUUUGAUCGAUAACAAUCUCUCAGGAAUCAUACCACAAGAGCUUGGUUCUCUAUACAAACUUGAGGCGCUUGGCUUAAGUGGAAACGAACUCCUCGGCCCUAUCCCUCCAUCCAUUGGGAAUCUAACAUCUCUUGGAGUUCUUAGCCUAACCUUAUGUGGCUUGACAGGAGAAAUUCCAAACUCACUUGUCCGACUUCAUAGGCUAACAUUUCUGUCCUUAGCUUUUAACAAUUUGGUCGGUACUAUUCCUUCUGGUCUUUUCAAUAUUUCCAUGCUGAGAGAAUUUGUAGUUAACAGAAAUCAACUUCAAGGAUCCAUACCCGGUAGCAUAGGUCUUACUCUCCCAAAUUUGAGGAUCUUUUAUUUAGGUCAAAACCAACUUAGUGGAGGAAUUCCGAUGUCCCUCUCCAACGCUUCCUCUCUUGAACGCAUUCAACUUACGAGCAACUUGUUUACUGGGCCUAUCCCACGGCUUGGACGUCUUUCGCUUCUUUCCAGCUUAAGCAUUGGGGACAAUCCGGUUAAUGAUGACAUAAGUUUUAUUGCAUCAUUGACAAAUUGUACGAAUCUGGAGAGGCUCUUGGUCUAUGAAAUUCCAUUAUUGGGUGGUCCAUUGCCACACUCGGUGGUGAAUUUUUCUAGUGGCCUUAUUGAACUGGUGAUAUCAGGAACUCAAGUGCGUGGAGAAAUUCCUUCAGGUAUUGGAAACCUUGUUGCGCUCAAUCGCUUGGUCCUCUCGAACAAUGAUCUUGAGGGUCCUAUUCCUUCCGACAUUGGAAAACUAUCUAGUUUGCAAGAACUCUUUCUGGAAGGAAAUAGAUUCAAGAAUCAACUACCAUCUUCCCUUGGAAACAUGACUUUGUUGUCUUACCUAUACUUGCAAGAGAAUAAUUUUUCUGGAAAUUUACCUCAGAGUCUUAGUAAUUGUACCAAGUUGUUAGGCUUGGACUUGUCCAGCAACAAUUUCAGUGGUCUGAUACCUCGAGAAAUUAUGAGUCUUUCUUCCAUUUCUCUUUCAUUUAAUCUAUCUUUCAAUGCGUUCAUGGGGUCCAUUCCAAGUGAAAUAGGAUCAUUAACAAAUGUAGAAAACUUGGAUUUCUCUAACAACAGAUUGUCCGGACUUAUUCCAAACUCUUUAAGCAAUUGCUUGGUCUUGCAACAUCUUUUCCUGAAGGGAAACUUACUUCAGGGAGAAAUACCUCCAGGAUUAAGUGCUUUAAGAGGCCUGGUAGAGUUGGAUCUUUCAAGAAAUAAUUUGUCGGGGACAAUCCCAAGCUUCCUAGCUGAGCUACAUCUUCAGAGAUUGAACCUCUCAUACAACGGGUUUCAUGGUGAGGUCCCAAGAACAGGCUUAUUUAGGAACAGAACAGCAAUUUCACUUGAUGGGAACAAAGAAUUGUGUGGAGGAAUUCCUGAGUUGAAUCUUCCUCCUUGCUCGUCGAAGACUUCCUCGAAGAAGAACCCAUCAAGCUUACCGAAAGUAUUGAUCGCAGUUGUCAUCUCUGGAGGUGUAUUCAUUACAUUUUUAGUGUUCCUCGUCCUGGUUCUUUACAGGCGUAGACGGCCCAAAGAGAAUGUGGCUUCUAUAGAGUCAUUAGUUGGUACCCAAUUUACAAGGCUUUCUUAUGGAGAUCUUCUAAAGGCAACUAAUGGUUUGUCGGAAGCUAAUUUGAUUGGUUCAGGAAGAUUUGGAUCUGUUUACAAAGGGAUUCUUGAAGAUCAUGGAAAGACAUUGAUUGCUGUCAAAGUGCUUAAUCCUUUUGUUAAAGGAGCGUUCAAGAGUUUCAUGGCAGAAUGUAAUGCACUGCGAGAUAUCAGACAUAGAAAUCUGUUGAAAUUGCUGAGUGUUUGUGAAAGCAUAGACUUCCAGGGUAAUGAUUUUAGAUCAUUGAUAUAUGAUUUCAAAGCAAAUGGGAGUUUAGACAAAUGGUUGUACCACCAUGUGGAGCAAGAAGGACUUAGGCGCCUCAGUUUGAUUCAAAGACUUGAUAUUGCCAUUGAUGUUGCUCAUGCACUUGAGUAUCUACACUUUGGUACUGAUUCAACUAUUGUUCAUGGUGAUUUAAAGCCGAGUAACAUUCUUUUGGAUCAUAAUAUGAUUGCUUAUGUGGGCGACUUUGGAUUAGCCAAGAUUGUUUCGGACAUGUUUCCAGCACAAGAAAGCAGCAGCUCAAUUGGGAUCAGAGGUACCAUCGGCUACAUUGCUCCAGAAUAUGGCACGAGUAACUUGGUUUCAACUCAAGGGGAUGUGUAUAGUUAUGGGGUCCUUCUUCUUGAGAUAUUUACGAAUAGAAGACCAACAGAUGAUUCGUUCAAGGAAUACGCAACUCUUCAAGGGUUCGUUAGUGCUGCCUUGUCAGAUGGUAUAUUGAAAAUUAUCGAUCCUCUCAUUCAAAUAGAAAAUGAUAAAAGUAUCAAUAAGAUCACAGAUUGCGUGGUUUCUGUAUUGAGCAUUGGAGUGGCUUGCUCAAAGGAUUUGCCAAGAGAUCGAAUGUCGAUGACAGAUGUUGUUCGUGAGUUGCAUAAGAUAAAAGAUCGCUAUCUCUCUGCAAACAGGAGCUAAUAAUCUUUCUUAACAAAAAUGUGUAUAUAUGUGUUUUUAUGUAUUUUAUUUCCUUAGUUUUGCUUCGAUUAAAAGUGUAUUGAUGUUGUUAUUUUGCUUACAUGUUAAAAAUAAAUCGAGAAUGUCUAUAUCCUUUCUGUUUUUAA